Varanus komodoensis (Komodo dragon) is the source of this 3465-nucleotide messenger RNA. It is a transcript of the gene STARD7, whose product is annotated as StAR related lipid transfer domain containing 7. The coding region runs from base 396 to 1643 and encodes 415 amino acids. The record is from RefSeq and is a predicted model, not a curated record. The transcript is spliced from 10 exons. Gene Ontology annotation, molecular function: lipid binding. Lineage: Eukaryota; Metazoa; Chordata; Lepidosauria; Squamata; Varanidae.
GGAAGGGAGACGGGCAUUUCCCUCCUCCAACCGGAUGGCGGGAGUUGGGAGCGAGCGGCCAAUGAGAGGCCGGCUUCUGUGAGGGGGCGGGCGCGAGCGGAGCCGGCCUCAUGAGGGGCCCUUCCACACCGGGGCGGUGGGAGGGCGGCAUCCUCGGCUGAAUCGCCCUGGCCUCUUAUGUGGCGCAGCCGGAGCAGCCCGCCGCCCGGGCCUAGGCACCCGCAGAUUCUAUUUCUGUGCCACCAAGAGCCAGUCUGAUCUAAGUGCUAGAAAUUAGGACAUGAACUUGGAUUCCUAGAUUCCUCCAAUUUGCCUUUGUGGCUUCUGUUCUCUGCUCAACAGGAUUUGUAACGUGCUCUUGUGAAGGACUGGCUUGUUGUUGAGGCUCGGCAGGAAUGUUCCACCCACUGCAGUGGAGGCCUCCCUCCAGCAUUUAUUCCUAUUAUGCUAACCUGGCCCACUUCAUCAGCAACAAAGGGAAACUGGGUUUGUGGAGAAGUGACACAUCCUUGAAGGACAGGUACCAGUGGCUGCUUACCUGGCUACAGAAAGGCUCUGGGCGAUGUCCGAGGCAGAAGAGCCUCCUCUCCCUGCUGGCUAACCAGUGCAGUUAUGUGACUGGCCAGAGGGUCCAGCGUGCCCAGCAGAUUGGGCAGCUGUAUAGCAGCAUCUAUUCAGAGAAGACGCGCAAGAGCCUUUUCAGCUCCUUGUGGCGCAAGUUCCAAGGGCAUCAUGGUAAUGCCUGCAAGCUGAUGGCAGCCCUCACGGGAGUGUUCUUGUGGGAAGAGGAACGGAUCAAAGAAGAGGAGCUCAAAAGGUCAGCAGAAGAGAUGAAACGCUUGGAAGAGAUCACCAAGCUCAUCCAGGACAACGGAGGGGAGAACCCCGCACAGGAACCAAAGCCCCACGAUGCUGGCACUUGCGAUCCUGAGGAGCAGAGCUGGGAAGUCGUGAUGGAGAAGAAGCACUUCAAGCUGUGGAGGCGUCCAAUUGGAGGGACCCAUCUGUACCAGUACCGAGUCUUCGGGACAUACACGGAUGUGACUCCUAGGCAGUUUUUCAAUGUGCAGCUGGAUACAGAAUAUCGGAAGAAAUGGGACUCACUCGUCAUCAAACUGGAAGUGGUUGAGAGAGACCAGGACACCGGCUCAGAGGUUGUCCACUGGGCAACUCACUUCCCGUACCCGAUGUACUCGCGGGACUACGUGUAUGUUCGACGAUACAACGUGGACCAGGAGAACAAUCUGAUGAUUCUGGUGUCACGAGCGGUUGAGCACCCGAACAUCCCAGAAGAUCCUGAAUUUGUCCGUGUCCGAACCUACGAAUCUCAGAUGGUUAUCCACCCUCACAAUACGUUCGACGAGAAUGGCUUUGACUACAUGCUGACAUACAGUGACAACCCGCAGACGGUGUUUCCCCGGUACUGCGUCAGCUGGAUGGUCUCCAGCGGCAUGCCAGACUUCCUCGAAAAACUGCACAUGGCCGCCCUGAAGGCCAAGAACAUGGAGAUUGCAGUGAAGGACUACAUCUCUGCCAGGCCCCCGGAGUGCGGCGGUGGGAGCAGCGAGGGGAAGCCCAGCGUCCCCGGCCAGGAGCACAAGGGGGAAGGGACCUGCAGCCCCGUCCAGAUGGACUAUGCGUGACGGAGUGCGUGCCCUCCCCAGAGCAGCAGCCCGCCCCCUGCCUCUGUGGCUUUGGGGGGCCGCCCCGCAGCCUUGGCCCAGCCGGGUCCCUCCUUCCCUCCACAUGCCUUCCCUACCCCCACUGCGACUGCCCUCUCUGCUGCCAUCUUGGAUGAGGGUUGAAGAGCAGUUUUGUGUGGCCGUUUCUGUCCUGCUGGUCUUCUUUCCCGGUGGGGGUGGCUGGGGAAGUCUCUCCUGUUCGUGGGGGGAACCUCCCCCCCGUCUCUCGCACACGCACCCUUCGGAGGCGCUCAGUGUCCUCGGGCAGCCCUGCACAACCGCCGGCCGGCACAGCCUUCCGCCGUUGGUGCCCUCAUGGUCUGUGGGCUGGGCCAGCCCAACAGGCCCCUGCUCCUCUGCGCGUCCUCUCGGGGGCCAGGGGGCCUCCCCGGGCCCUGUGAGCAUCGCCCCUCCUGCUCCCCCUGUGCAGGGACAGCCCUGCUUCCCUCGUGCCUUCUCCCCCGCGUUGCUGAGCGCAGCCUCUCCCGCUGCUGAAACCGAGCGCCGAGCCCGGCGAGUGCUUCCUGGUGCCUCCGCUUGGUCAGGGCCACUGGCCUCUGCCGCUUGCUGUGUCUGCGAAGGAAGCUCCUUCCUUAACGGCACCAAGUGCUCUUCCUCCUCCUUCGGCUUGGUGACAUUCAGCUGCCACCGAGUUACCUUUUCAAAUUUGGCCGGCAUCCUUUGGCUUGCUGGUCAAACUGCAAGCAUCCAUCCAAGUGCUGCCUCGUUGUUCUCCAAAGGGAAAGCCGCUCUCCAUCCCGGUGGUGGGUGGAGGGAGCAGGAGCUGCCCGUGGGAGCUGCCCGUGCUGCAGCCCAGCUUGUGUUGUCGUGGGAGCCUCCUGCUGGCUGCCCACUUUCCUGCCACCGGUUUCCUGGCUGGCGUGGAGGAAACCUGGUUUCCCUCGGGAAACUCCCAUCUGUGAGUGCGUGGCAGAGGAGAACUUUUCUUUCAGUGGGAACGUGUAGGAGACCUUCCGUGUAGUAGGUACAGUGUAAACGCUGAAUCACUUACAGCCAGACUGUGUGAAUUUUGUGGCGCUGGAGCAUAGCGCAUGCACGCACAUAUCCUAGCAGUCCUCGGGUUUUAAAAGCCUAGCCUUUUGGUUUUCUUUCAUAAUCUAAGGAGUGGAUUUCAGCCAAGCGCUCUACCUUGGUGGGUUCCAGCCGGGUGGGGGCUGGCGGAAGACACAUUCCCACAUGCCUGCUGUUCCAGCACGCUGCCUUUCAGGGUGUCCCGUGUGAAGCAGAGGAGUGCGCCUUCGUCUCUUCCGAAAUGCAUGCACUCGUGUGUGCUGUGCACCACACCUGGAGUCCACCUCAGUAAAGGGGCCGCACCCACGCUGUGUGCACCUUGACAAAGAUGCUCUGCUUGCCACACUGUCCUCCAGCGGUGCAGAGCAGAACGAUCCGUGAGAGUUGUUAUUGUGUGUAAAUAACUCUGGGGAACCAUUUGUGCCAGUGGAAAUACUGGGUGCUCCUGCCACCCGCUUUCAUUCUGUGUGUCACGUUUUUAAAGUUCCACAUGGGGCAAAAAAUGUGAGAUUUCCAAGCUGAGUUGAGUGAACCCAGAAAGCUGCUCUUCUCAGCCUGGUCACCAUGAGUCACGGGGGUGUGCAUAUAUGGGGAGGGGAGGGGAGGGUGGAAUUGUGCAUGGCAAACUCUUCAGUCUCACUGCGUGGCUGGCAGGGUUUCUUAGCCUAGCUACUCUGGACUUCCUUGUGCUUUUACUUAAAGCUAGUGUUUUUAUUAAAGCCAGAACAACAAUAAAUGUAACUGAUUGGUA